AUGAAGGCGUGGUUUGAAGCAAAGGAGUCCCCCGCCGCAGCACCCUCUGAAGCAAAAGAGGCCCCCCUCAAACCAAGUCAAGGGUACACGCAGGAGGAGGAGACUCUACAAGGGGACCCUGAGCUCCAAGGUGCCUCCUCCAGGCGGCUUAGUGGAGUGUAUGCUUGGGCUGCUGACAUGGAAGCAUCUUUGAGGCUGAGUCCGCGGCUGAGUCUGUACCUCGGGGUUUUCUUGACGCUCUCUGGCUCGCUGCUGAUGGCUGGGGGCAGCACACUCAUGAAGUUAGGACUUAGUGUUGAGGAGGCAGACAGCUUACAGGGCCAGUCGUGCGACCAGCAGUGGCUCUGGGGCUUCGCUGCGUACGUCGUGGGGGCCUGUAUGCACGUAGUGGCCUUGGGCUUUGCUCCCGCAAGUGUUUUAUCCCCUAUGAAUUCGAUUGGUCUCAUAGCCAAUGCAGUGGCGUCGGCGGUGGGUUCCUCGACAACUGUGUUGAAAGAGCCAUUUGGCUUUCAAGAGCUGCUAUUCACGGGAGGUUGUGCCUUUGGGGUAUUCCUGUGCGCCUGCGCGUCUGUUCUGCCCCGCACGGAGUUCGUGGACUUGGGCUCUGAUUUGGACAGCCGCUACAUUGGGCUAUACAGCUGGCGCGAUCCCUGGUAUCUGGCCUUCUUGGGCGUUUGCUGCGGCCUUGGGUUUGGGGCUUUAGUGUAUCUCAACAGCGUCGAGUCUGCUCUGCUGGAAGAAAAGGAACAGCAGCUUCUAAGACAGUCCGACAGGGACAUCGCUCUCCUUCAACAUUCUACCUCUCCCACUCAAGAACACCAAUCCAAGGAAAUGAGCCCUGCUCCAAUGCUUAGUCCAAGAAGCCAAACCAAACAAUCCCUCUAUCCGCGUUUAGUCGGCCUUUGCUAUGGCUUCCUUGCUGGUCUCGUUGGCUCGCAAUGCAUUCUGGAGGUUAAGGAAAUCGGGACCUGUGCGCGCUACGGCCUAACCCAAGCUUCCAUUUGGUUCUCACCACAGCCCUACUUGGUCUGUUGCUUCCUGGGCCUCUCCGUCUGGUUACAGAUCCACUUCCUGAACUUGGGUCUAGCUCGGGGAGACGCGACAACAAUCGUUCCGACGUACUAUGUUGUGUGGACUUUCUUCGGCACACUCGGUGGGUUCGCCAAGUUCCACGAGGUGCAGGGCUUCAGCGCUGGAGCUCUCGUUCUCUUUGGGCUGGGUUUCGGGCUGACAGCCAUUUGCAUCAUCCUUUUAGCGGUGCAAGAGAUGCGAAACUUACGCAAAUACGUCGACCAGCAAGUUCCAGAAAUCGACGACGAAGAGGCGGAUCUGGCGACGCAAGACCUCGUGGAGCAGCGUCUGUCCAAGCGGGUGACGUUUGCGAUGGGAAUGUUUCCCAUUUCUUCUCUGGGAAGGACGGCGGGGCGACGCCGCUUCAGACCUGUAUACCAGCGCUUCCGACGCACGCGUUCAACAGCCUCAGACACUGCCUUAGGCGACGCCUACGGAGAACUCACCAUUGGCAGCACCUCCGUCGCAGGCGCCUACACGCUGCCCCCCAACUUGCACUUCCCCCGCCGCAGCACAGAACACGGGCGCUCGGGAGAAAGCAACGACAGCCACGGCGUGCCACUGCGCCCCAUCGUGACAAUCAGCAGCAGCGGCAGCAGCAGCUCCGUUGCUCCUGAAGCCCUUAGCCGAGUGUCUUUGGGUUCCACCAGCAGCGCAAUGCUGUCGAACUCCUGCUCAGGAAAGCAGACGGGAGAAACAGCGGCGAUGAUGCACACCCCAUCGCACUAUCUCAUGCCGCCUUCAGUCAGGUCCUCCCUCCACUCCAACUUAUCCAAUGUUGUUUUGCCUGAAGAGGAUCGCAACCUGCUGUGGUUUGCCAAGCAGCAACAAGGAAUGCUCAAUGAGCAGUAG
Molecule: messenger RNA, 1923 nt
Organism: Eimeria maxima
Lineage: Eukaryota; Apicomplexa; Conoidasida; Eucoccidiorida; Eimeriidae
Exons: 12
Coding region: 1-1923 (640 amino acids)
Biological process (GO): magnesium ion transport
Cellular component (GO): membrane
Molecular function (GO): magnesium ion transmembrane transporter activity
Source: RefSeq, a predicted model, not a curated record